Molecule: messenger RNA, 4030 nt
Organism: Nothoprocta perdicaria
Lineage: Eukaryota; Metazoa; Chordata; Aves; Tinamiformes; Tinamidae
Gene: AFAP1
Product: actin filament associated protein 1
Exons: 18
Coding region: 55-2502 (815 amino acids)
Cellular component (GO): cytosol
Molecular function (GO): SH2 domain binding; SH3 domain binding
Source: RefSeq, a predicted model, not a curated record
AGCUUAGAAGGUGGUGGCUGCUUUUCAGCAUACAAAACAUUAUUAACACUUCCCAUGGAAGAGUUAAUAGUUGAGCUGCGUCUGUUUCUUGAACUUCUGGACCAUGAAUAUCUAACUUCUACUGUCAGGGAGAAGAAGGCCGUAAUAACUAACAUCCUCCUGAGAAUACAGGCAGCAAAAGGUUUUGAAAUUAAAGAACAUGUCCAAAAGCAGGAAGUUGCCAACAGUUUGCCUGCACCACCUCAAAUGCCUCUACCGGAGAUACCUCAGCAGUGGCUGCCACCAGAUAAUGGGCCUCCACCAUUACCAACAUCAUCCCUUCCAGAAGGCUAUUAUGAAGAGGCAGUGCCACUUAGUCCUGGAAAGGCUCCCGAGUACAUCACUUCCAAUUAUGACUCGGAUGCCAUGAGCAGCUCUUACGAAUCCUAUGAUGAAGAGGAGGAGGAUGGAAAAGGGAAAAAAAUGAGACAUCAGUGGCCUUCUGAGGAGGCUUCUAUGGAUCUCGUGAAGGAUGCCAAAAUCUGUGCCUUCCUCCUUAGAAAGAAACGAUUUGGGCAAUGGACAAAACUUCUGUGUGUUAUCAAAGAAAACAAACUACUGUGUUACAAAAGUUCCAAGGACCAGCAACCUCAGAUGGAGCUGCUGCUGAAUGACUGCAGUAUCACAUACAUCCCCAAAGACAGCAAAAAGAAGAAGCAUGAGCUGAAGAUCGCUCACCAGGGAGCGGACGCGCUGGUUCUAGCAGUACAGAGCAAAGAGCAGGCGGAGCAGUGGCUAAAGGUUAUAAAAGAUGUGUGCAGCAACUGUGCCGGAGCUGUGGACUCAGAUGGACCGUUGUCUAGUUCUCCAGUGCACAAGACAGAGCUGGAAAAGAAGUUGUCAUCUGAGAGGCCGAGCUCGGAUGGGGAAGGUGCUGUGGAAAAUGGCAUUGCUGCGGUGUGCAAUGGCAAAGAACAAGUGAAAAGGAAAAAAAGUUCAAAGUCAGAGGCCAAGGGCACAGUGACCAAAGUAACAGGGAAAAAAAUAACAAAGAUCAUCGGUUUGGGAAAGAAAAAGCCAUCAACAGAUGAACAGACCUCAUCAGCUGAAGAAGAUGUUCCUACAUGUGGGUAUCUCAACGUGCUCUCAAAUAACCGCUGGCGUGAGCGCUGGUGCAGAGUGAAAGACAAUAAACUCAUUUUCCACAAGGACAGGACAGAUCUGAAGACCCACAUAGUUUCCAUCCCUCUCCGUGGCUGCGAGAUCAUUCCAGGGCUGGACUCCAAGCAUCCCAUGACCUUCCGGCUGCUUCGAAACGGGCAGGAGGUCGCCGUGCUUGAGGCUUCAUCGUCUGAAGACAUGGGCAGAUGGAUUGGGAUUUURCUGGCUGAAACUGGGUCUUCCACAGACCCUGGCGCCCUGCACUACGACUACAUUGACGUGGAGAUGACGGCGAGUGUCAUCCAGGCUGCAAAACAGACCUUCUGUUUUAUGAACAGGCGAGUCAUAUCUACAAAUCCAUAUCGGGGAAGCACUGCCAAUGGCUACGCAUGUCCAAGUGGAAUGGCACUUCAUUACGAUGAUGUUCCCUGCAUAAAUGGAUCGUGGGAACCAGAAGAUGGCUUUCCUACUUCUCGUAGCAGGAACAUGGGAGAAGAAAUGCUUUAUGAUAACGCAGGCCUGUACGAUAACUUGCCGUCUCCAAAAAUCUUUGCGCGCUAUCCAUCAGCUGAGAGAAAAGCCACUAGGUUAUCUGCUGACAAACUCUCCUCUAACCAUUACAAACACCCUGUCUCCUCCAAUCUGUCUUCUGCUCAGUCUGUCACUAAUACCUCUACUGUGGGGAGGGGAUCUGUAUCACAGGUUAAAGGCAAGAAACCUCCUGCAGCUGCUAAUGGGACCACAGGAAAAGCGAGAACUUUGAAYAGCCAGCCGAAGAAAUCCGAGUCGGUGUCGUGCGUGAAGCGCACAGCAUCCAAUGCCGAGCAGUACAAGUACGGCAAGAACCGUGUGGAGGCCGAUGCGAAGCGGCUGCAGAGCAAGGARGAAGAGCUGCUCAAGAGGAAAGAAGUGCUCCGGAAUCGGCUGGCCCAGCUCCGAAAGGAAAGGAAGGAUCUCCGAGCUGCCAUUGAAGUCAAUGCUGGCAGGAAGACUCAAGUGAUUCUCGAAGAUAAGCUGAAGAAGCUGGAGGAGGAGUGUAAGCAGAAGGAGGCCGAGCGUGUAAACCUGGAGCUGGAGCUGACGGAGGUGAAGGAGAGCCUGAAGAAAGCCCUGGCGGGUGGCAUCACGCUGGGCCUGGCCAUCGAGCCCAAAUCAGGAACGUCCAGCCCUCAGUCCCCAAUUUUCAAGCACCGGACUUUGGAAAACUCACCCAUCUCCAGCUGUGAUACUAGUGAUACUGAGUGCUCGAUACCUGUGAACAGUGCAGCAGCUCUGAAGCGACCUCCCUCAUCAAAUAAUUCUCCUUGUCGAGGUCACGUACUCCGAAAAGCAAAGGAAUGGGAGAUGAAAAACGGAACAUAAGUGUAGCAAAACCACUCACUUUUUCCAUAAAGGCCUUACCUGUUAUGGACCAAGAUGCAGGCUGCAAUAGACUCAUCUGCAAAGUGGUAUUGAGUGAUACGACGUAAGAGGUUUUAUAAUUCUGUUAAGUUAAUGGUAGCUUGGCCCUCAUUUGCCUGUAUUCCCUCUACUGUAUUGCUGUGUAACUACGUGUGCCCCUUUUUAUUACCUGUAACUCCUUGUUUCCAACCUCAUUUGUACAGAAAAUGAAAACCAAACGCCAAAACAGUGAUAGUAAGUAAAAAGGAGCAUAUAGUUGCUACUGAAAGUUUACUUUGCAGGAAACAGUUUAGGCCAGCAAUGUUAAUGGUGCUGCAUCAGACGGCCUGAACAGCACUGCAGACUGGUGCGUUAUUGAAGACCAAUGUGAAACCCUUCAGAUCAGAGGUACCCCUGAGGUAAUGCUGACUUUUGGGAUGCUGCCAGAGCAUUGCCCAAGAGAAGAUUUUGCUCGUUUGCAGUCCCAUUGCUGUUAGCUGUUCACAGGGCAAAAGGAAAACGAAGAAAUGUCUUCACAGAAAUGGCAUGAGUGCUCGAGCUGGGAAGCCUGGACUCUUUGGUGCCACUGUCCUCUGUGGUGAUUAGACACCACAGAGUGACACAACUCAGCGGUGAAGCAUUUUUUGAUACUUUUCAGACAGAUGCUUUUGUCAUUGUGGCAUAAAAAAGCUGCCAUACUUUUAAAAAUACAUUUUAAUACAUCCUUUUUUAUUACUAUUUUGAAGCACCGGUCAUUUUCAAAGGUCAUGUUGUUUAGGAAGGAUUUGUUCCUGUUUCGUUAAAAGCAAGAUAUUACUUCAUUUCUGUACUUUUCAAAAAAAAAAAAAAAAGAUUCCUCAACAGAUAAUGGCAACUGAGAAUAGCUUAUGCAGUCAUUUCGAUUUUUAUAAUGCAGUAUUGUUGAACUUGAGUUACAGAACACUGCUGUACUUGGUUUCCUUCGCCUUUUCUGACCUCGGCUAUUAUUUUGUGAGAAAGACAAACUGAAAGGACGAUAAUUUCCAGGCUCUUUUUAUAAACGAUUUUACGAACAAUUGGGGAUUUUUUCAGACAGAGCUCUACUUCUGUUUACUAGGAAACUGUGCCUUGCCUUUUAGCCUGCAAAAUUACAGAAAUCUGUUUGUCUUCUUUGUCUCUAUCCAUGUCAUUCCUGAGGCUAUAUGCAGUAAAUUGCCAAAGUCCUUCAAAAUCUCAAGAUUAACUUAAAAAUCAGGAGAGGGAAGAAAUAAUGAGUUGGACUGGUUUAAUGUAUCCUCUGUGAGAUUUUUUAAACCUUCAGAGAGUCUUCAAUCACAUUCUUAAGAUUUUUCUCCUCAACUGUAAGGACUCAAAAAUGACUUUAAUUAAAAAACGUAAAAUACUACUUAUAGUUUGAGAUAAUCACAAGACAUGAGGGCCAGAAUCUUGAUUAGUCAAGACUCACACUUAAAAUCAUAGAAAUUGGCAACAGAGCAGUUACGAAUGAUCAAAUCCAGUUAUUGCCCAGGCC